Molecule: messenger RNA, 1386 nt
Organism: Bactrocera tryoni
Lineage: Eukaryota; Metazoa; Arthropoda; Insecta; Diptera; Tephritidae
Product: larval cuticle protein 2-like
Exons: 2
Coding region: 808-1182 (124 amino acids)
Cellular component (GO): chitin-based extracellular matrix
Molecular function (GO): structural constituent of chitin-based larval cuticle
Source: RefSeq, a predicted model, not a curated record
CUCACCUCCAUUGGAAAGACCAGGAGGAGAAAGACUUGGCUACACUUGGAAUCUCCAAUUGUCGCCAAACAGUUGUAAGCCCGACUAUAAUCGCGUAAGCGGUGUCGAAUGCAAUAAAGAAGAAAAAGUGUUAAGCAAACAGCACGUUUUCGUUUUUAAUUAUUCACUUCUGUCAUCGGUUGACCUAUAGUCUAUAUUAAGGUAUUUAGAUGUCACCAAGGCACAAGCCAUAAAGACACCAUAAAUUUCGAUGUGAUUUGCACAAGAUUAGAUGACAAAGUGGUAGUUGACUAAUUUAGAACAACUGGAAAGUGGUCCGAAUCAAACACAGAAUGCAGAAAAUAUUUAAAUGAUUAUUAAUAUUGUGCAACGAUCGACAAAUUUGUUAUUUUGAGUAUAAGCAACGAAUAUACGUAUAAAAUGAAAUAAAAUGAAAUGGAAAAGUCUUGCCAAUUAGGCGAAUUGAACCAGUUACCGGUGCAUUUUGGCGACAAACAAUUCAUAACUGAGACGCUCUUACAAUUAGAACAAGUUUAGCUGGAUUUCAUCAGCCGGCGUAUUAGCAGAAACACAGUUAAAGCAACGGGAUUAAAACGCAAUAGCAAUCAUCCACACACAACCACAUACACACACACACAUACACAUUGAUGCAGGAGAGUGAAUUCGCUCACAACAGAUUCCCGAUUUUAUGGAAAUGAAGCUGGCAUAACAUUGAACCGAAUCUGGUCUUAUAAAAGCGCCACCAAAUUUGGCAAACAGCAUCAGAAACAAUCGAGUGUUCUAGUCUCAUCCCACAAAUUCGCAAAAAUGUUCAAAUACGUACUACUCUUCGCUUUGGUUGCCUACGUCUCGGCCGCCGCUGUCAGCAGUGUCGAUGAUGCUCAUGCCGAAGUCAGUGUACUGACGUCCGAUGUCCGCGUCGAUGGUUUCGACACCGCAUUGGAGACCAGCAACAGCAUUCACGUCGUGCAACACGGUGAUGAAAAGGGCAACAUCAACGGCGAAUACGGUUGGAUAUCACCCGAAGGCGAACAUGUCGUUAUCAACUACGUUGCCGACGAGAGCGGUUACCACCCAAAAAGCGAGCUCUUGCCCACCGCUCCCCCAGUACCAGAGGCCAUCGUCAAGGCACUCGAAUACAUCGCAUCUCACCCCUCAAAGGAAGGAGUCAAGAAGAACUAAAUGAAUUCCAUUUUAAACCUUGAUAUUGUUACGCAAUGAUUAGGAAAGUAUGUGACCAAUUUGCUCUCGUGCAACAAUUGGACGAUACUAAGAUUAUAUUGUUAUGGUUGUAUGUCUUUGUCGUCUACCUUAGAACUCUAAGUUUAAUGUUUUUGUAAUUGUACUAACUGCAAAUAAAAUACUCCACUUUAUUGGUAAAAUUAA